AAUAAUUUCUCACUCUUCUUUUGAUGACGGUACUUGACCGAGGUAAAGUCGAACAGCUUCAUGUCGGACACUCGUCAGAUACUCGGGUCGUCGGCCCUUUUCUUUCUCUCCAUGUUUUCUCUGGAGUUUCUUCUCAGUCCAAUGCGUGUUUGAAACACAGGUUGUAGUCUUUUUUCACGACGGCCGUUUUGGCACGAGAGAGCUGAUAAACACAGGUUGUGAGCGGAAGUGCCUUGUCCCACUCGGUCUGUCUUGACUGUGGUGCUCAGGAAAAGCAUGGGGAAACUGGAGGAAACGGUGCGUGGGGAAAGGAGGGUGCCGAGACGACCAGAGGAUGGGGAUGACCUGUUUCAAGCUGGUUAUUAAUGCUCAGCGCAGUAAUAUUUUUUUCCCUCCUGACCUCGGCCGUGUGUUGGAUCCAGCCGAUGAGCCGCUGGUCGUAGUUUGAUCCUCUGGUCCUUUAUUAUUUUCCAAGGAUGCGACGGGCCCGCCGUGUCCUGCGCACUGUGGACACAUCCAUCAGCUGCUGUUUUGGUUUCAGGUGGCUGGGGUUUUAUCUGAAGCACUGAAUUUACAUCAGAAUAAUUUGAACAGUGCAGCAUUAAAAACAGUUUGUUAAAAAAAAAAAAAAAAAAAAAAAAGUGAUAAUAAUAAAUAAUAACAAGGCGUUGUGCAGGACCAAUAUCACUGUUGGAGUCUUCUUCCCUCCUCGUCGGGUUACUGUCCUCCAGUGUGAUGGCUGUCUUGUCGGUACUCGUCUCCCUGCUCCUCCUGUCCCUCCCAGCUCCCAGCUGUGGGUCUCCGUCCUGCCCAGGCGUGUGUCGGUGCUACAGCCUCACUGUGGAAUGUGGCUCAACAGGCUUGCGGGACGUCCCCAAGCAUGUCCCCCCGUCUACACAGACCAUCUUCCUCCAGGAUAAUGUUAUUGGUCAGAUCCGCUGUCAGGACCUCUCUCAGCUGGGGCAGCUACUCUACCUCUACCUGCAGAACAAUUCCAUAUCGGCGGUGGAGCCCGGCUCUUUCCAAAACCAGGGUCAGCUGUUAGAGCUGGCGCUGAAUGGGAACCGGAUCCAUCUGGUGACGGCUGACAUGUUCCAGGGGCUUGAGCAUCUUCGCAUCCUAUACCUGUCAGGAAAUGACAUCACACGUCUGCAAGACUACACCUUCCGCGGGUUGCAGCGUCUCCAGGAGCUCCAUUUGCAGCACAACAGUAUAGAAAUGCUGGCAGACCAGGCACUGGUUGGCUUGACUUCUCUAGCUCUUCUGGAUUUGAGCAGGAACAAUCUCCACACCAUAGGUCCUGCCUCGCUACGACCGCUGGUCAGCCUACAGGUGCUGCGUAUCACAGACAAUCCAUGGCGGUGCGACUGUGCUCUCCACUGGCUGCGGAGCUGGAUCGACGAGGAGGGCCAGCGGCUGCUUAGCUCAGCAGAGCGUCGUUUGGUCUGCACUGAGCCGCCACGCCUCUCCCACCUAAGCCUGGUCGAAGUACCCCUCAACAGCCUGGUGUGUAUCCCUCCGCUAGUACAACUAGAGCCCAGGAGGCUAGCUGUACGGCUGGGGGAAAGCCUGAGGGUGUCCUGCCAUGCGUCUGGCUACCCAAGACCACAGGUGACCUGGAGGAAGGCAUCCCAGGGAAAAGUAGUGCUGUCUCCCAGAGGCCUGGUGCAGGAAAUGGGUGCUGGAGCAGCUGGAGGAGGAGAAACUGAAGGCGCAGAGGAAUACUCAGAGGAAGGCAGAGUCCAUCUACAGAAAAUUGAUGGCGAGCGCUUCGACCCCGACACGGGCAGCGGCAUGCUGUUUCUCAGUAAUGUGACUGUGGCCCACGCAGGCUUCUAUGAGUGUGAAGCCUGGAAUGCAGGGGGUGUGGCCAGGGUGACCUUUCAGCUGGCUAUCAACUCAUCCACCUCCUCCUCCUCUUCUUCCUCCUCUAUUUGGGCCUCGUGGUCCCAGGUAUCCUCACCGUUCUACCCCUCUUGGCCACGCUUGAGGAACCAUCGUCCUGCUGCAGGUUCCGAUGUUAGCCGUGAGCCACUUUACGGCAUGGGCAGCAUGGCCUUCAGUGCUCUGGGAGCUGCCACGCAGACAGCCAUAGCUAUAGGUAUCUCCCUCCUGGCUCUUACUGCACUCCUGUUGGUCGUUAUGAUCUACAGCCGGCAUCACCAAAGAGAGAAGGAGGCUGACGGAGCCGAGAAGGAAGAGAGCAUCCUCUACGUGAACGAUUAUUCAGAUGGCCCAACUACUUUCGCCCAGCUGGAAGAGUACCGCGAUGAGCGUGGCCACGAAAUGUAUGUCCUCAACAGGGCCAAACCUGUGUUGCCGCCUGCACCGCCCACAGCUGUCACCACCACUAACCUGAGUUACCCCACCCCGUCCGAGGCACUGUCGUCCAGCCCUGCACUCUCCUCAGGACCUGGGCAGACCAUGAGCCCGUCCCUGGCUCCCAACAAACAGCAGCAGCUGGAGCCCGAUAUACGGACCAUGCGGAGGAUGGCAGGGGAGGGAGGGGAAGCAGAACCUGUGAUCACAUCAGAGGCUGAGGGGAUGUUUCUCAACCACACUGGCCUCUUCAUGGACUCUCAGAUUGCCUAUGAAAUCCACUGUUGAAGGGAGGAGAGGAUCUACUGGAUCAUCACGGAUGGAGAAGCGAUGUGAUGUUUGAUCUUACUGCUACAGUGUGGGGUUUUAUUACCACAGGCACUGUCUGUCUGAGAUAAUACUCUGUGUAUCGCAUUUUAUCUGAAGGAAGUCAAGGAAUUUACUGCUGGAAUCUGCUUUUAAAUGAGAGAAAGACUCAUCCAUGUGGAGGGAUUUACUUUAAAAAUCUACAGUUACUGGAGGAGGGAAGAACCUGGAAGAUGUGAUGGCACAAAAGAGCUUUUUUGUUGUGGAUCAUCAAUGAGGAGAGCUUAUGUUGCAUCCAAAGUCAUGACAAACCUCAUCUAUGACUAAGGAAAAAUUAAUGAGAGGCUGUUGUGCCAGAAGAGCCGCUGGCCCAAGAUUUACCUUUCGCUAAAAUGCCGUUGGUAAUACUAAAAAUAUUCCCAGUGAUGUACUGGUAGUACAAAGAGUAGAUAUACUGGGGAAGGCUGAUAUUCCAGCCUGGUGUCACGGCAGAUUGAGAUAUAGUCAUGAAAAUGUAAUCAAAUUCGUGUAAAUGGACACAAGUUGUCCAUUUUUUUCAUGACAGCAUGACUUUAAAAGUAAUCUGUAGUAUAUUUCAUGCCUGUACCACAUUGUGAGGUAGGAUAAAGAGCCACAAACUCCGCAUUAGGAGUCAGAUGGGCUGGUGGAUGGAUCAGUCAACACAACUUUUAUUCAAGAAAGCCAGGUUUGAGUCUGAGGUGAGACCAGUGUUUGUUUGUUGUAGACCGAGACCGUGUCCAUGACCGAUUUGCUGCCUAAUCCUAACCUUUCCCUAACCUUAACCAACUUGUUUUUAUACAUAAAUGUAACCUUUCCACACCUGGAUAUACGCUUUUGUGGGCUAAAGCUACUGAAAUUUAGCCUCUGGAAGUGGUUUCAGCCACCUCCACGAAAGGAAACAUGUUCAUGGACACAAAUUAUAUCUGUGUCCAUGAACAUAAAAAGACAAACUCGAUUACAUUUCAUGACUGUUGCUCCAAAUCCAUGAGACAGGGUUGGAUAUUCCAAUAUAAGUGAAUGGUAAUUCGGAAGAUAGAUCAAUAAACCUUGACCUCGCACUCAAAUAAAGUGAGUGGUAACUAGGGGGAUCUGUAACUCUGUACUCCAGCAUAAGUUGACAUAAGCUGAUAGAUAGAUAUAUUGCGAUAGCAUAGUCCAAUAUAAAUCAGUGGCAUCUAGGCUGGUAAAAAAAGACUCUACACUCCAGUCCAGUGAACACUAACAAGGCUGACCAGAUAAAUAAGUGGGUAUGUUCAGUGUAGUCCAGAGAAAAGGGCAUUCACACUCUGUACUGUACUUCACUGGGUUCGCCUAAAUCAGAACCACUUUAAUACUGGAAUCCUUCCACUGCCUUUACAGGGUUUAAAACUUGCAUCUGUCAUGGUAAUAGCUCAAGACAAACCCAUGUUUUUUUUUUUUUUUUUUUUUUUUUUUUUUUUUACCAUAAUGAAACAAGGAACAUUUGAAUAUUUCUAAAGACAGUAAGCACUGAGGAAGCCUUGUGGUGGAGGAGACAGGAUCUUAAAGGAUAAUUCUGUCUAUUUUGAAUACAGGCCUGUUUGCCACAUUGCUCAUCAGUUCUGAUCAAUUCAUAUCCAUUUAACCAGUACAGAAUGACUUACCUGUAAAUGCCAUUGAAAUGGUAGGCAUGGUGGUCUCCAACAAAACACACUGCAGCACCUGCAGCAGUCAGGAAAUGUUU
Myripristis murdjan (pinecone soldierfish) is the source of this 4348-nucleotide messenger RNA. RefSeq names its product leucine-rich repeat-containing protein 24-like. The record is from RefSeq and is a predicted model, not a curated record. The transcript is spliced from 9 exons. Gene Ontology annotation, molecular function: protein binding. Lineage: Eukaryota; Metazoa; Chordata; Actinopteri; Holocentriformes; Holocentridae. The coding region runs from base 736 to 2607 and encodes 623 amino acids.